Messenger RNA from Liolophura sinensis, 1268 nucleotides. Its product is annotated as DNA-directed RNA polymerase II subunit RPB4-like. Gene Ontology annotation, molecular function: nucleotide binding. The coding region runs from base 1 to 426 and encodes 141 amino acids. Gene Ontology annotation, biological process: DNA-templated transcription initiation. Gene Ontology annotation, cellular component: RNA polymerase complex. The transcript has 5 exons. Lineage: Eukaryota; Metazoa; Mollusca; Polyplacophora; Chitonida; Chitonidae. The record is from RefSeq and is a predicted model, not a curated record.
AUGGCGUCAAACGCAGCACUGCCGAAUGAAGCGCCAGAAGAAGAUGCCUCAGAGCUGCAAUUUCCCAAAGAAUUUGAAAAUGCUGAAACACUCCUGAUUUCUGAAGUGCAGAUGUUAUUAGAACACAGAAAACAGCAGAAUGAGAGUGCAGAAGAAGAGCAGGAGUUGUCUGAAGUGUUCCUCAAGACUCUGAAUUACACCCAGCGAUUCAGCAAAUUCAAAAACAGAGAAACCAUAGCAGCUGUUAGAAGUUCUCUGAUGCAGAAGAAGUUACACAAGUUUGAGUUAGCAGCACUGGCGAACCUUUGUCCUGAGAACGCAGAAGAGGCUAAGUCCCUUAUCCCUAGCUUAGAAGGGCGUUUUGAAGAUGAUGAAUUGCAACAAAUCCUGGAUGACAUCAAAACGAAACGCAGCUUCCAGUACUGAGUACUGUGGAAGGAUCUUAGAGGAGCAUUAUGAGGAAGCUGUUCCUCUCGUCAGCAACAGUGGACGUCACGGAUUCCUGGGUGUUCGUGAAGAAUUGAAUGGGUUCUUUGGUACAUACAUGUUGCGGUCAUGUUCAGUAUCACCUUGCCCGUCACUGAACGUUCAGAAUUUCAUACUAAAAAUGAACAAAUGGUCAUUUUCUUUACCACCUGCCAAAUUUUGUAACUAAAAGUGGACGUGUGCUGUAUUUCAGUGUUGUGCACCUCCUCUCUCAGUGGACAUGACAAAUUUUGUAGCGGACAUGGUCAGUGGCAUCUCCCGAAUUUUGUAACAAGAAUUGGACAUUUGCUGUGUUCAAAUAUCUUGCAUCUCCUCUCUGUGAACAUUCCAAAACUUGUAACACGCAUGAAGAAAUGGACAUAAUCAGUAUCAUCUCCCAAAUUUUGUAACAAGAAGUGGACAUGUGCUGUUUUCAAAUAUUGUGCACCGCCUCACUCAGUGGACAAUACGAAUUUCGUAACACACAUGAAGAAUUGUGCAUGUUUAUUAUCAUCUCUCAAAUUUUGUAACAGAAGUGGAAGCGUGCUGUGUUUCAGUAUCGUACACCUUCAGUCUCAGCGGACAUUCCAGAUUUUGUAACAUGCCAAAGGCAGAGGAGAUUGAUUUUAGUCUUUACUUCACGGAUCUUAAUUGACAUGUGUUUCACACAUAAGAAGUGAUUUUUUUUCUUGUCAUCCUUCAUUUCAGCCUGAUCAUACCUUCAUUAUUGCCAUCGAUGUACAGAUCUAUCACAUGAAAUGGUACACUUUUGUACAGUGAAUUAAAGUUUCAGAUUUAGCUAU